GGUGGCGGCAGCGGCGGCGGCGCGAAGGGGUUAACCCCGGCCGGGGAUCCCGGCGACCGCGCCUCUCCAGGAGCGCACUUGCUGUGGUGGCGCCGCAGCCACGGGAGGUGCAGCCGCAUGAAAUGAGGUGUGUGGAGCCAUUGAGAAGACGCAGCCAAGUGCAGAGGAGCGGAGCAGCUGCCUGGAGCUCCCAAACUCUGCCCCGUGGCCCUCCUGUGUGAGUGGCAUGCCGUACCCUUGGGCUGGCCCUGUGUCCUCUGGCCUGCUGCCCCACCCCCCCAGGAGGCCCUGACGCCCUGGGGCACUUCUGCUCUGCGCAGGACCACGUGGGGGUUUGCCAUGGUGACAUAAAGGGGCGCAGAGGAAGGAAGGAGCAAGACCAGCCUGCAGACUGUGCCCCCGGCAGGGAGGAAGGCCGGGGCAGACCCUCCACUCCCACUGCCCACUGAGGGCUUCGCUUCCUAAGCCUCUGUGAAUUUCUUGGUCAGUGGACAACUCUCGAGUCUCCUGUGUGGGGCCUUGGGGUGGUCAGGGCAGGCCGGGCCUCCGGUGGCUGAGGUCUUGGGGGCCAGGAUGCCUACCCUGGCGUGCCUCCGGAGGCUGUGUCGGCAUGUGUCCCCACAGGCUGUCCUGUUUCUGCUGUUCGUCUUCUGCCUGUUCAGUGUUUUCGUCUCGGCCUACUACCUGUAUGGCUGGAAGCGGGGCCUGGAGCCCUCGGUGGAUGCCCCUGAGUCUGACUGUGGGGACCCGCCACCUGUGGCCCCCAGCCGCCUGCUGCCGCUGAAGCCUGUGCAGGUGGUUACCCCCUCCCGCACAGACCCGCUGGUCCUGGUGUUUGUGGAGAGCCUCUACUCGCAGCUGGGCCAGGAGGUAGUGGCUAUCCUGGAGUCCAGCCGCUUCAAGUACCGCACAGAGAUCGCACCCGGCAAGGGGGACAUGCCCACACUCACUGACAAGGGCCGUGGCCGCUUUGCCCUCAUCAUCUACGAGAACAUCCUCAAGUAUGUCAACCUGGAUGCCUGGAACCGUGAGCUGCUGGACAAGUACUGUGUGGCCUACGGUGUGGGCAUCAUUGGCUUCUUUAAGGCCAACGAGAACAGUCUGCUGAGUGCGCAACUCAAGGGCUUCCCGCUGUUCCUGCACUCAAACCUGGGCCUGAAGGACUGCAGCAUCAACCCCAAGUCCCCGCUGCUCUAUGUGACGCGGCCCAGUGAGGUGGAGAAGGGCGUGCUGCCCGGCGAGGACUGGACUGUGUUCCAGUCGAACCACUCCACCUAUGAGCCGGUGCUGCUGGCCAAGACGCGCUCGUCUGAGUCCAUCCCACACCUGGGCGCCGAUGCCAGCCUACAUGCCGCACUGCACGCCACUGUGGUGCAGGACCUGGGCCUCCAUGACGGCAUCCAGCGAGUGCUGUUUGGCAACAACCUCAACUUCUGGCUGCACAAGCUUGUCUUUGUGGAUUCUGUGGCCUUCCUCACGGGGAAGCGCUUGUCAUUGCCUUUGGACCGCUAUAUCUUGGUGGACAUCGAUGACAUCUUUGUGGGCAAAGAGGGGACACGCAUGAAGGUGGAGGACGUGAAGGCGCUGUUUGACACACAAAACGAGCUACGCACACACAUCCCAAACUUCACCUUCAACCUGGGCUACUCAGGGAAAUUCUUCCACACAGGUACAGAUGCCGAAGAUGCUGGGGAUGACCUGUUGCUGUCAUAUGUGAAGGAGUUCUGGUGGUUCCCCCACAUGUGGAGCCACAUGCAGCCCCACCUUUUCCACAACCAGUCUGUGCUGGCUGAGCAGAUGGCUCUGAACAAGAAGUUCGCUGUCGAGCAUGGCAUCCCCACGGACAUGGGGUACGCCGUGGCCCCCCACCACUCGGGCGUAUACCCCGUGCAUGUGCAGCUGUACGAGGCGUGGAAGCAGGUGUGGAGCAUCCGCGUGACCAGCACGGAGGAGUACCCACACCUGAAGCCGGCCCGCUACCGCCGCGGCUUCAUCCACAACGGCAUCAUGGUCCUCCCGAGGCAGACAUGUGGCCUCUUCACACAUACCAUCUUCUACAACGAGUACCCUGGCGGCUCCAGUGAGCUGGACAAGAUCAUCAACGGAGGCGAGCUCUUCCUCACUGUGCUUCUCAACCCCAUCAGCAUCUUUAUGACGCACCUGUCCAACUAUGGGAAUGACCGCCUGGGUCUGUACACCUUUAAGCACCUGGUGCGCUUCCUGCACUCCUGGACCAACCUGCGGCUCCAGACGCUGCCUCCAGUGCAACUGGCCCAGAAAUACUUCCAGAUCUUUUCUGAGGAGAAGGACCCCCUCUGGCAGGACCCCUGUGAGGACAAACGCCACAAAGACAUCUGGUCCAAGGAGAAGACAUGUGACCGCUUCCCAAAGCUCCUCAUCAUUGGCCCUCAGAAAACAGGCACCACGGCCCUCUACUUAUUCCUGGGAAUGCAUCCGGACCUAAGCAGCAACUACCCCAGCUCAGAGACCUUUGAGGAGAUCCAGUUUUUUAACGGCCACAACUAUCACAAAGGCAUCGACUGGUACAUGGAGUUCUUCCCCAUCCCCUCCAACACCACCUCUGACUUCUACUUUGAGAAGAGCGCCAACUACUUUGAUUCUGAAGUGGCGCCCCGGCGGGCAGCUGCCCUGUUGCCCAAGGCCAAGAUUCUCACCAUCCUCAUUAACCCCGCGGACCGGGCCUAUUCUUGGUACCAGCACCAGCGUGCCCACGAUGACCCCGUGGCCCUGAAGUACACCUUCCAUGAGGUGAUCACAGCUGGACCUGAUGCAUCCUCGAAGCUGCAUGCCCUCCAGAGCCGUUGCCUGGUCCCUGGCUGGUAUGCUGCCCACAUCGAGCGCUGGCUCAGUGCCUUCCACGCCAACCAGAUUCUGGUCUUGGACGGCAAACUGCUGCGAACAGAACCUGCCAAAGUGAUGGACACAGUGCAGAAAUUCCUGGGGGUGACCAACACCAUCGACUACCACAAAACCUUGGCGUUUGAUCCAAAGAAAGGAUUUUGGUGCCAGCUGCUUGAAGGAGGAAAAACCAAGUGUCUGGGCAAAAGCAAGGGCCGGAAAUACCCAGAGAUGGACCUGGACUCCCGAGCCUUCCUGAAGGACUACUACCGGGACCACAAUGUUGAGCUUUCCAAGCUGCUGUACAAGAUGGGCCAGACGUUGCCUACCUGGCUGCGGGAGGACCUCCAGAACACCAGGUAGCCAUGGCCACCACUGCCAGACUGAACUCUUGUGACAGCAGGGAUGUCCCGCCAUGUGCUGAGCCAGACUGACCUGCGGAGAGGGAGUGGGCCGGGCUGGCCAGGCACUUACGAGCAAUACUCUGCUGAGGCCCAUGCAGGGCCGGAAGAAGUGAGGCAGGUCCACAAGCGCCUCAGAGCCUCCACUGCUGGGUCUGUGGCCUACUGGAUCUCCCCAGCACCAGAGGUCCACUCCGUUCACAGCCUCCCGGGCAAAGGCCACUUCCUGUUGGUGGAAGGCCACUUCUUGGUGGGAGGGAGUCCACGAGACUCUUUCCUGUCCCUCACUGUGUUCUACCAACCACACCCUCUUUUUCAUCCCCUUCCCUGCUCUAGCAGGGUAUCCCCUCAGUAUUAGCUGCCAUAUUUUCCCUGUCCUCCAGACAGUAAGGGAGAAGAGCCCAGCUGGGUCUUUUGCCAAACCAGGGAGAAAGACUGGACAUUUCCCUGAGUGUUUUGAGCCAAGGCCUUCACAGGAGUCAGCUGGGUGCCAGGGGUGGUCCUUAGGUGGACAUGAGGGUGGCCACCUUGAGAGAACGCUGCACCUCCAUGUUUGGUUUAAUACCUUCCCAUCUCACCUUCCCUUUUGGGGAAAGAAUCUCUGGUCCCAAGUUUCUACCCAGUCCUCAAGGCCUCUUCCAAGGCCAGGGGCACUGCCAUGCCAUUUGGGUGCAGAGACUCAGGCCUUGGUCUCACCCCGGUCCUUCCCUGGGGUGUGACAUGUGUGGUGUUUCCUGUGGUAAAGGGCUGAGGUGGGUCAGGAAUCUGUAGUACAUAUGUCCCAUGUGCAUCCAUCACCCUACCCACCGCCUCGGCGGCAGACACGCAGAGCUGCUGAGACUGCCACCUGCUGCUCGGCCCACCGGACCUGCGGCCGAAGGUUCCCAGAGACCCCUUAACCUCUCAAAUACUAAGAAGCUAAAGUAUUUUAAUAUUUUUUUUUUCUUGGUGCCAGAGUUCAUACCCUGGGUGCUGGGGUCGCACUGUGUUACAUAUAUAUAUAUAUAUAUAUAAUGUGUAUAUAUAUAUAUUCUAUUUUUUUGGUUGGGUUUGUUUUUAAUUCAGUCUUAUACAAUGGUGGUAAGCCCCAGGAUCAAGGACGUCAUAUCUUAGUGCUAGAGAAUGAGCUCUGAGGGAAGGAGGCUAUGUCUUCCAUGUUUCUGGGCCUCGUGGAGACAGCAUGGGUGUGCCCAGGGAGAGAGGUCUCUGUUCCCUCUCCCAAGUGCCACAGCUGUCUGGGGCCACCCCAGGGAAACAGGCAGUGACACAUACAGGGAAGACCAGCCCUCUCCAAGAAGUCUGGCUUCAUGGGGCCCAGUGGCCCUGGGGGAAUUUGGGCCAAAGGAAGUAGCUGGGGCUAGGGUGGAGGAGCUGGUCCAGCUGGCCUGUCCCUCUCCCCUCACAUGGUGCUAGGUUGGGGGCUGCCCUGGGAGUGGGGUGCCCCUGGGACCCACAGAGCUGUCUCCAGACCUUUGCAGACUUGGGACCUCUCAACUAGUUUCUGCUUGGUUUUUGCUCCUGCCCUCUUUUAACAAUGUGAAGUGUCUGAGGCUGGGGUGCCUCCCAGCCCCCCUCAACUGCCAAUUCAGCUUCCACCUGACACCCGGGAAAUUCUUUUGGAGAGCCUAUCUUGUUCCGGAGACUCUGGCAUCUUGGGUUGGAUGAUCCUUCAACAGGUACAAAGCAGGUCCAGCGGGGAGGGCCCUGCUUGGCCUAGGUCACCUCUGGUGAGCAGCAGGGCUGAGAGUUGAACUCAGGGCCUCCGAUUCUGAGUCCAGUGCUCUUCUUCCAAUACCACACUGCCUCAGCCCGCUGUGGGACCCUACUGUGCCCGGUCACAGCUGUGGCCAUUCCAGGACAUGGGGACAAACCACCCCAAACAGCCAGGUGCCUUUGAGCCUUCUCAUUCUCAGCGUGCGUUUGCUUCUCUGGUCCUCCCCGAGGUGCGACGACUUCCCCAGCCUGUGCUCUCAGCUGGUUCCCUCUUCUCAAGUUCCCCACUGGGCUGAAGAAGGAGGUGGAUGCUCAGUGGGACCAGUGUUGCAGUGUGUAGCGAGGGCAGUUUCCCCUGGGGCCUUCAAGCCUGUGAGUCCUGGCUGAUGGCCUAGCAGGAAUGGAAGGCAUAGUGCCUGAGGACAGGGCCACUUCCUGUCCUUCACUGCUCACAGGGGCAGCUGCAAGCUGGAGCCCAGCUCCCAGAGUGAGCAGGACUCUGUGGUGCAAGCUCUGAGCCUCCCUGCCUGCCUGCCAGUGGGGACAGUUUCCUGUGAUCAGAAAGCUGGCAGCUCCCUUCCCUCUGCCCCCAGGCUCAGGUGGGCACAGGCAGGGUGGGGACCCCCCUAAUAGCCGAGGAGAGAGUCUAGAUUUGGACCUAGUUUCCUCUGGGGGUCUCGGGACUCAACCUGCUGCCUGUUCUGUCCGUGGAGUCACUGCUGCUCUCUCCUUUCCCACUUUUCUCCUGGGCCUAGACACAGCCAGGACUUGCAGCAUGGGGGUGAGAAGCGGGGGCUCUGCUGUCCUUGGGCUCACAUAGGAAACCAAAGCGCACAGGGCGGCACUGUCAGUCUUCCUUGUCCACUGAAUCCAUCAGCAUUUGGCCAAAAAGAAAGAAAGGGCUUACCUUGUGUGGGUGACUCCACCUCCACUCUGCGUCCCCUGUACCCUUUUCUGCCCCAGGGUGGAUGCCGGGCUGGGCAGAGCCACCUGCAGCUGCCUCAGUUACUCAGGAUCAGUCUGAUCUAAAGCGGGAUGUUUUCUGAGCCCUUGCAUUGGGACAGCCAGUGUUUCCGGGUCCCACAGAGGAGGGGCCACUAAUUUCCAGCAAGGCACACUCCUGCCUGGACCUGCAGAGAUUGGUAGCCCCAACAGUAGUGUUGGUGGGAAGAGCAGCUCCAAAAAUCUCUUACCAGGCAUUUGAUUACAAAUGCCCACUGCCCAGCAUCCAGAUGGAAAGUUACCAGGAUUCUGCCACAUUUGUAUUUUUCUCUAUGUGUGAAUGUUUUUCAAGUUUAAAAGUAAAUUGCAGACAUCUUGAGACUUGCCCUUAGAUACUUCUGCCCUCCUCCCCUAAGAGGUGGGGCCUGAGCCACAGCUGAGACAAACGACAGGGGUUUCCUGGCAGCAUCUCCUGCUCCCCAAUAACUCGCCUGGGUUUGCAAUUGGAUUCAACCAAGGUGCACACUUUGCAUUUUGUAACUGUCUUUUAAAAAUCUCUGAAUGGUAAAAACUCUUCUCUCUGCCCAUCUGAUUUAAAAAAGACAAUGCUUGUGAGGCCGGCAGGCCUGCUGUACUUAGACAUCUCACAUUCCAAAUGUCUGUUUCCUCCUGGGGGCAUUAUCAUUUGACCAGUUUCUUAAUCCCUGUAUUCUCAAAGGUGAUUUUGCUGAUCACACAUAUGAGGCAGUUCCUUCCCUCCUGUGUGGCACCUCCACUGUCACCUGUAGGAAGUGCCAAACCAGCAGAGGUCCUGGGUGGGAGCUGCAGGAGCUCAGGGGAGGGGACAGGGAGAGGCAGUAUCACUCUGGGCCUGGGUGGAAAGGAGGAGGAUGCAGAAGAGGGCAGGCAGAGGGUGGGGGACUGGCAGAGGGUUGGGCACUGGGUCUGUCGGGAGGAGACAUCUCUGGCUCGGGAGCCUGGCUGCCCUCUGACCCUGGGCACAGGCUGCAGGGUGUGGGACCCAGCAUACCCCACCGUCUCUGUUUUGUGGUCCUGGGGUUUCCUUUUCGUGGAGGCCUGUGGUCUGUGUGCACUGAAGCAGAGCCGGGUCUCUGGCUUGUGUCACGAAGGGCCUGGAUGGGGAAGUACCUCCCCCAGCUAUGGUGUCAGGAGAAGAGCACUGGGCCAGAGGCAGGAACUGUGAAUUUUUGUCCCACCUGGGUACAUUUGGUGGCUGCGUGACAGUCUUCCUCCCAGGGCCUCAGUUUCCCCACUUGUAGAAUGAGUGGGCGGGGUCUAGAGCAGGGGUUUGAAAAUGUCCAGGUAGGAAGUAGCUUGCUCUAUUGAAGUGAAGAUGGGGGUCCCGGCUCACCCCCAGGCCUUUUUCCUGGUGAUGCUGUGUUCCCACUUGGCCAGCUCUGGGCUGGACACCUCACCAGCCCAGAGGGGCCGGCGGUUUUUAGCUCCCUUGGGAGACAGGUGUGGGCUUUGUGUGCAGCCAUGCCAAGGGCGAGAAGGAGACUUCAGCUGAGUUUCGAUCCAAGAACUUCAUCCCUUUUGCUACCCCUCCUCUCCGGAGGAGGAGGAAGGUGGAGAAGGCCUCCGAUGGCUGAGCUAGCUUUUCUUGCUGGCAAGAGGGCUCCUUUUGUAACUUGUGCAUGAAAUUCAUGUGGCUUCCUGGGGAGAGGAGAGGGCUGACCAGAUGGGUGGGGUACAGGGGAGUAGGAGGAGCUCCUUCCCUGGUGGGGUGAGGCUGAGGAGGGGGUGCCACCCGGCUCACCUGACAGCUCUUGAACCAGCCCUUUCGGGCUGUGUUAAAAGUGGGAACCUUCCUCCAUUAAUGUACAAUCUUGAACUAACUGCUAAUAAAGUGGGGUUCUGUUUGUA
Heterocephalus glaber (naked mole-rat) is the source of this 7802-nucleotide messenger RNA. RefSeq names its product N-deacetylase and N-sulfotransferase 1 (gene Ndst1). Lineage: Eukaryota; Metazoa; Chordata; Mammalia; Rodentia; Bathyergidae. The record is from RefSeq and is a predicted model, not a curated record. Gene Ontology annotation, cellular component: Golgi apparatus. Gene Ontology annotation, molecular function: hydrolase activity; heparan sulfate N-sulfotransferase activity; deacetylase activity.